CAGCUGCAGCGGACCCGAGGCGCUCUGCCCGUGGCGCACUCGGGCAGCCCAGGGCCGGCAGGGGCUCCGCAAAGUCGCGGAGCAAGGGAGGCCGAGAGCCCGCAAAGUGGUGGGGCUCCGGGCUGGAAGAGGCGUGCCUGCGGAGCCUGGAUCCCGGCGCCCUUUCGUUGAGUGCAGCGUUCGGUCGGUGGUGCAGCCGCCGGGAAAGAGCAGUCAAAUUGCAGCCUCCCUAAAGAAGCCUAGUUGCGCAGGCGAGCCGGCUCCCCAAGCGUGCUUCUAGCGGUGCCGCAGAGCCCUCCCGGGCCAGCGGGCUAAGGCUGGGAGCAAGGCGCCGCCGUCCCAGAGGCAGUGAACCCCCGGCAUCUGGUUGCUCCGCUAGUGCUCUCGGGUGCAGAGAGGGGGCGUGCGAAGCUCCAACAGCUCGCUCGAUCAGAACCCGUGCCCGACCAGGGUGCCCCCUCCGUCCCACUCUGGGAGCAAUGCCCCCCGCCCCUCGUGCCCCCCGGGAACGAGGCGAGCAUGGAGAAGUCGAGUAGCGAGGAUUCUUCGAUCCAUCGGAGUCCAUCUUUGGAUAGCAAGGACUCGGACUUUGCCAAGCCGUCCACCUCUGGCCGCCCGUUCGGCCGCGGCUUCACGGCUGGCGCCUUCUACGGCACCGCGGGUUCGCGGGGUCAGAGCCGCACGGAGGCCGGCAUUAAGACUGACAAAUACAAUGCGCCCAAAGGCAGCAAGUAUGUGGUGUUUUACCUGGACCUGUCCUUUGUGUUCCUCCUAGAAUUUAAGAAGUGCAACAUGGCCAGGGGCUGUCUCUGCUGCUUGAAGUACAUGAUGUUCCUCUUCAAUUUGAUAUUCUGGCUCUGUGGCUGUGGUCUGCUCGGAGUGGGCAUCUGGCUCUCCGUGUCCCAGGGCAACUUUGCCACCUUCUCCCCCAGCUUCCCCUCGCUGUCUGCAGCCAACCUUGUCAUCGCCAUAGGCACUAUCGUCAUGGUGACGGGCUUCCUGGGCUGCCUGGGGGCCAUCAAGGAGAACAAGUGUUUGCUCCUCAGCUUCUUCAUCGUGCUGUUGAUCAUCCUGCUCGCAGAGUUGAUCCUGCUCAUCCUCUUCUUCGUCUACAUGGACAAGGUGAACGAGAAUGCCAAGCAGGACCUGAAAGAGGGGCUGCUGCUCUACAACACGGAGAACAACGUGGGGCUCAAGAACGCCUGGAACAUCAUCCAGGCCGAGAUGCGGUGUUGUGGGGUCACUGACUACACAGACUGGUAUCCAGUGCUCGGCGAGAACACAGUUCCUGACCGAUGUUGCAUGGAGAAUUCCCAGGGCUGUGGGCGCAACAGCACCACCCCCUUGUGGAGAACGGGCUGCUACGAGAAAGUGAAGCUGUGGUUUGAUGACAAUAAGCACGUGCUGGGGACCAUCGGCAUGUGCAUCCUCAUCAUGCAGAUCCUGGGAAUGGCCUUUUCCAUGACUCUGUUCCAGCACAUCCACCGGACGGGUAAAAAGUACGACGCCUGAGCGCGUGGCGGCGCCUGGCUCCACCCGGACUCCACGUGCCAGGGAAGAGGGCCUGGGCUGUGUCUCCUGCCUGCUCUCCGAUGGCCGGCCACCCCGCACCACCUGCCAGCCCACCCUCCCCUGCCCACAUCCUUGGCCUUAGACCUCGUGGAGGGCAGAGGCCCAGGGAGGAGGCAUCAUGCAGAGACCUCAGGGCUUGGGCGCCUGGACUCCUGUACCUGCAUACUUGCCAAAGACGCCAGGGUGGGCAGGGUGGCCAUGAGGAAGCCCCUUCAGUGGUGGGCGUCGGCCCCUGACCUUCCUCACAUUGACACUUGUUCCUGUGUGGGGUGGAGACUCUGCCCCACAGAGGCCACUGCCGUCCAUGGCUGCCCAGCCAGAGAGCCUGCCAGGGUGCAGUGUGGCACCGCCAGGUCAGGCCCCCUGGAGCGCCCUGCCCGGGUUUUUAUACUGUAGUGUAACUUUUUUUUUAUUAUUAUUUUACCCUGAUUAUGAUUAUUCAGGAAUAUUAUCUCUCAGCUAAGUUUAGGGUUAGCUUUCUGAUUUAUAACUUUUUACUGUGUUGGCCUCCAUAAAAUGGUUUGAGUUUCCUUUUCCUGUGGGUGGGGGUGGGUAGGGAGAGAGGACCUCCAUCCACUUUCAGUCAGGACACACCACUGUGCAACACUCACGAGGCUGGAGGGUGAGAAGAGCCAGUCUUUCCCCAAAACUCACCGAGGGAGAGGUUGUAGCCACGAUACCGGGUCCUGCCAGGCCUGGAGACCAUGGAUGGGGCCAGAAGAGGCUGGCAGCAUACAAAGCAUGGGGCGUCGUCCUCUGGGGUGGGAGGACACUGCCUGAACCAGGGAGCCUCCUCAGCGGGGCAUGCGUGGGUCACAGGAGGGUGAAGUACUUUACUGGGAGGAGGGGCAGUCAGGACAGUUGGUGGCGUUUCCUCUUCCUCCCGUGGUCCCUCUGUGGGCUUCCCUCCUGACCCACCAGCAUCCUGCAUCCCGAACGGCCACUCCCACACAUUCCUGCUGCAAACCCCUCUGGCUCAGGCCCUGUUCUACUCACCCUGCUUUGGACAGUGGAAGCAGACAUGUUCCUCCGCCCAGAUGAAAACAGAGUCUCAGGAUUACCCAGGAAGGGAGGCAGGGCUGGCGUCCAGGGCCAACCCCACCAGACUCACUGCGCUGCUGAGGGGAAAGGAGAGAGCCAUGUGGGUCUCAGGACCACUCCUCCUCAUUGCUGUACACACUGGGGGCGGGAGGCAGGCACCAUAUUCCAUGCAACCUCAAAGAGACAAGAUAGGGAAACUCUGAGAAGUCACACUUCCAUUACCCCCGCAGCGCUGGGGAGGAGGCCCUCAUUUGAUACCCAGUGCUUGGUGUGGGAGAUGGAGGCAGGCUGUACCCCAAGCUGUAGCAGCAGUCUUACCGGCACUGAUACCCACCAUGUCCUUCCGUAAAGACAACGGCCUGUGGGACUGGCCGAGCACCCUUGGGGAUCCAGAGCGCCUCAUUCUCAGGCCUUCGUGUGGCGGCUGCUUUUCUCAUUCUAUUUGACUCUUUACCAAUAUUUGCCACAGGCCAGGUCUUCCCUAAUCUAGCCAUGACAUCCAACCAACCUAUAACCCUUCUGACUUCCUUGAAUAACAGUGCACAAUCAGGGGUGUGGAACUUUCAAUACGUUCAGGAUUCAAGUUUUGGGGGUGAGAGAGGAUAGCAGGGAACUCUCAGCAGGUUGGUCCCAGAAGUUGCCAGUUCUAGGAGAUGGGAUUGUGAUGUUAUUGGAGGAAUGGCAGCCACUUCCGUGGGACCUCCAAGAUGCAGAGUUCAGGUAGACCCAUUACACAGGCAGAAAAUGAGCAUGGCACCUGCCGCAUUAUGAGUGUGGGUGGCUAGGGUAGCUCUGUUUAUGCCUGUCUGUGGGUGUUUAAACUGUCAUUAAUGUCACCAACAUCGAGGCCCCAGUACCUUAGGAGGUACUACACCUCCCUGCCUCGUCACCAUCACGUCUCUAGAGUGCUUCAGGGUGUUGCCAGCCCCUGGAUCCAUAGCUGAAGUCCCCCAGCCUCACCAGCCCCACCUCAGCUGCCUGUUCAGCAGGGCCAGAUCAUAAGUCCCAAAUUGCCUUUCUUUGUUUUAGCUGUGUGUGGCUGUGUAGCCAUCUGCAGAGUCCUCAUGGGGUAGAGGUCUUCAUGCUCAGAGAGGCUGUCCCGAGACCCUCGGUUAUCUUGGGGGAAUGGCCCUCAAAUGCUAGAAAGGCCACAUGGAGGAAGGCCCUGGGAGACGGCUGAGUGCUUCUCUGAUACUCUAGGCUGUGAGCUCACUGAGGUCCUGCUGUGAGACCUCCCCCACCCGUGGCCUCCCUUGCCUAAGGCAGAGAUGUUUCCUCAGGUCCCGUGCAAGCAAUUUGCAGACCUGACUCAGAAAGUCCUCUUGGUUUGCAGGUGACCUCAAGGAAAUAGCCUCUGGCAUUUCUCCACGGCCAGCUGACUGGCAGUGGGGCUCAGAGGGUAGGGUCUGGAAACUGUUCUCGGAUGACUGACAGGUGUCAGGGUGCACGUCUCCUUGUGCCUCUGAGCUGGCACAGUGUCACUCUUUUCUCUCCGCCAGCCUGGACCUGCACCUCAGCUGUCUCCCCUCGCACACACUCUGGCCUGACUUAGACUUAAGUGGUCAAGCCUCCAGCACACUUCAGGUGGAUGGAAUUGGUUGUCCCCUCUUCUCUGCCCACCCUCUGGUGGAGGUGCUAAUGAUCAGGGACAUGGCACAGGACAGGGAGCUGGGUACCAGGUGCUUGGGGUCUGUUCUCUGCCCCACGGCCCCUGGCAUCCCUCCUCAUGCCCCUGUUCUCUCAUUUCCCUCCCCUCCUCCAUGAUAGUGGCCUCCUGGCCUCCCCUCCCUCCGUGGGCAUUCUGAGGAGUGAGGCCUUUGGGCCUCCACUUGCCUUGCUGUCCCUGGGUGGCCAGAGAGCCGGCAGUGCACGCUUAUUGGUUUCGAAUGCACUUUCUGCUGCUUGCAAUGCCUUGUCUGCAUCUCCUUCACCCCAGGUCCCGCGUUAACGAACACCAUGUUUUUAGCAUGUUUUUAAAUAAAAACUGAUCAUGUGUCAAAAGCA
Messenger RNA from Apodemus sylvaticus (European woodmouse), 4617 nucleotides. RefSeq names its product tetraspanin 9 (gene Tspan9). NCBI's taxonomy places the organism in Eukaryota, Metazoa, Chordata, Mammalia, Rodentia, Muridae. Gene Ontology annotation, cellular component: membrane. The transcript is spliced from 7 exons. Bases 520 to 1512 code for a protein of 330 amino acids. The record is from RefSeq and is a predicted model, not a curated record.